Pogona vitticeps (central bearded dragon) is the source of this 2082-nucleotide messenger RNA. Its product is annotated as cytochrome P450 2W1. Gene Ontology annotation, molecular function: iron ion binding; oxidoreductase activity, acting on paired donors, with incorporation or reduction of molecular oxygen, reduced flavin or flavoprotein as one donor, and incorporation of one atom of oxygen; heme binding. Gene Ontology annotation, biological process: xenobiotic metabolic process. Gene Ontology annotation, cellular component: intracellular membrane-bounded organelle; cytoplasm. Lineage: Eukaryota; Metazoa; Chordata; Lepidosauria; Squamata; Agamidae. The record is from RefSeq and is a predicted model, not a curated record.
AGGAAAGGCUGGGCAAGACUUUGGCCAAAUAGGCAUCACUCAGAUUUCUUCCUUCCAUUCCACCGAAAGUCCAGCUGAACAUGGCUCCAUGGUUAGGUGUCCUCCUUAGCCUCAACACAACAGUGUUGUUGUGUAUACUGUUGUUAAUACUUAUGUUCUUAGCUUUGAGCAGCCCUGGAAAAUCAUCCCUGCGCUUUCCUCCAGGUCCUCGUCCACUUCCCAUUAUUGGAAAUUUGCACUUGCUAGAUAUUAGAAGACAAGACCUGUCGUAUAUGAAGAUUUCAGAAGAAUAUGGCCCAGUCUUCUCGUUGUUUUUCGGCUCCCAAAGGGUUGUGGUGGUGACUGGUUAUGAAGCUGUGACAGAGGCCCUCAUGAGCAAAGGCAGUGAAUUUGUGGACAGGCCUGUCGUCCCUGUAUUCCACCACAUGAAUCAUGAGAAUGGCUUAUUCUUUUCCGUUGGGGACCUGUGGAAGACCACCCGUCGAUUCACCUUGUCAAGUCUGCGGGAGCUUGGGAUGGGCAAAACCCGGCUAGAGAGGAGGAUCCAUGAAGAGCUGCCCUUCCUGAUGGAGAAGAUCAGGGCCUUCAAAGGUGAAGCUUUUGAUUUACUGGAAUUCUCUGGUGCUGCAACAAACGUUGCAUUCACCUUAUUCUUUGGAGACAGAUUUGAUUAUGCUGACCCUAUUUUCAACAUCUUCCUGAGAAACAUCCAUGAAAUCAUUGGGCUUUUGGGAGUUCCACACUUGCAGAUUUAUAAUGUCUACCCGUAUCUUGGAUUCCUUUUCAAACCACACAAGACAAUCUUGAAAAGAAGUCAUGAAACUUUUGCCGUUCUGAAGAAAUUUGUCCGAAUGGGCAAACAGAACAUCAAUGAGAACCACUUGGAGAGUUACGUUGACAAGGUGGUCUUUCAACAACAAGAAGAGGAAAAACACAAAGAAAAGAAUACGUUCUAUGACGACAAUAUAUUAUCAUCAUUACUUGACCUCGUCAUAGCUGGGACAGAGACGACAGCAACCACGAUUCGGUGGGCCAUCGUGCUGAUGAUGAAAUACCCCGAUAUUCAGAAAAAAGUCCAGGAGGAAAUCCACGGAGUCCUUGGAACAGAGCGUUUGCCCACUUACGAAGAUCGGAAACAGCUGCCCUUUACUGAGGCGGUAAUCCAUGAGAUACAGAGGUUUGCCUCUGUUGUGCCUCAGUUUCCACGGAGCACUGCUGUGGAUACACACUUCCGUGGCUAUUUCAUUCCUAAGGGUACAAUGGUGAUCCCUUCUCUUACCUCCGUGUUGUAUGACAAAACUCAGUGGGAGACUCCUUUCCGGUUUAACCCCAACCACUUUCUGGAUGACAAGGGGAAUUACGUGAAGAAAGAAGCGUUCAUUCCUUUCUCAAUAGGCCGAAGGAAUUGCCCUGGAGAGGCCGUGGGCCGGAUGGAGGUCUUCCUAUUCUUUGCUGGGUUGCUCCAGAAGUUUACCUUCCGACCCCCUCAUGGAGUCACAGAGGCUGACCUGGAUCUCAGCUAUGUGAGUGCUUUCACACGCCGGCCCCAGUCUUACUCUACCCGUGCUGUGCCCUGCACAUAGGAGAGGCGAUGCGACAAGAAGCAUUCCAUUGACUUUCUUACACACUUUGAAGACCCGACUGGUCCCUGCCCUGAUACGAAAGUCCCUUUCUGCCCAAAGAGCAGGGCUUCAUCCACCAACCAAGCCACGUCCACUGGGUUCUUUCUAUGUCCUUGUGUCUCGUUAUGGAACAACAGACUCCAGUCAGCAGAGGAAGCAAAUACUCUGUGGCCAUUUUUUUCUCCCUACCCGCCUGAAACACCUACAUGCCAACGUUGUUUCCUUUAACUUCCUCCGCAACCUAUUUUUCUGUGAAGCCUUUGGCAUGACUUCUGAGGCCACCUUUCCCAUGAUGUUGAACUCUGUGUCUGGGCAGUGCUAUUUCAGGCUGCUCCUGGGGGGGGCCCUAUGAUUGAAUCCUUCUUGGUACGAAUGUGUAUUCUUAAGGAGCCUCAUGGCACAGUGGUUAAACUGCAGUACUGCAGCCAAGCCUCUGCUCACAAACUGGAUUCAAUCCCAG